AUGGAUGACGACACACCAGAUGAGGGCCUCGCAGAGAUCAGGAGCAGGCAGCUUGGAGGCUGGGGUCUUGUUCAGAUAGCUGCUGGCACCGGGCUUGCUGUAUAUGCCAUGUGGGUGGGAAUCCUUCAACCAGGCUUCAGAAAAGUCCCACUGAGGUUACAGGUACCGUUUAUCCCAGCCAGCAAAACUCAGGUACAAAAUGUAAUGACAUUGCUGAGAGGACGACAGGGAGGUCUUGUAGAUUUGGGAUCUGGGGACGGUCGUAUUGUCUUGGAAGCCCACCGUCAUGGUUUUAGUCCAGCUGUUGGUUAUGAGCUCAACCCCUGGCUUGUGCACCUAGCUCGCUUUCAUGCCUGGAGAGCAGGUCACCAUGGAAAAGUUUCAUACAGACGAGAAGAUCUCUGGAAGGUCAACUUGACAAAAUGCAAGAAUGUCACUGUGUUUUUGGCUCCCAGUGUGCUUUCAUUACUGCAGGAGAAGUUGCAGGCUGAGCUUCCUGAUGAUGCCUUAGUGGUAGCUGGACGGUUUCCCUUACCAGACUGGAAACCCUGCAAGAUCGAGGGCCAAGGUGUGGACAGGGCCUGGGCGUAUAACAUGCAAGCACAAAGACAGAAAAAUGAUGACCUUGUAGCAACAGGAAGUCAUGCAGAUAAUGAUAUAAUCAAAGUAAAACCAUCCUAAAAGCACCUGGAUGUUCCCUCCUGGGUUACACAUGUAAAAAUGUAACUUAUUCUAACAACUUUUAAAAACAUAACUUAUUCUAAGAAGCACAGAAAUGCAUAAUAAU
Messenger RNA from Nematolebias whitei (Rio pearlfish), 787 nucleotides. RefSeq names its product adenine nucleotide translocase lysine methyltransferase (gene antkmt). Gene Ontology annotation, cellular component: mitochondrion. The record is from RefSeq and is a predicted model, not a curated record. The transcript has 5 exons. Bases 1 to 681 code for a protein of 226 amino acids. Gene Ontology annotation, molecular function: protein-lysine N-methyltransferase activity. Gene Ontology annotation, biological process: positive regulation of proton-transporting ATP synthase activity, rotational mechanism; peptidyl-lysine trimethylation; regulation of mitochondrial ATP synthesis coupled proton transport. Lineage: Eukaryota; Metazoa; Chordata; Actinopteri; Cyprinodontiformes; Rivulidae.